CUGCCAUUCAAUGUAGCUGGUGUUGAUAUCUAUGAGCACCGUGUAUCUCAGAGAGUUGACAUACGUCAUAGGAACAAUGCUAACUCACCAACUGGCAUCUAUCGCUGUGAUAUUCCAACUAAUGAUGUCAAUGAUGAUGAUGACAUCUCAGUGAGAGACACAGUCUAUGUGGGACUGUAUACUGACAGUGGAGGUAAUGUCUUGAUACCUGGUGGUUUGAGAUUUACCAACCUCAAUGAAGCCAGUCCUCAGUUCACCCUCACCAGUAUCUCCACUGGUGGACCUGCUACCACUGUCACUUGGACCAGAGACUCCACCACUGUCACCCAAGGAACUGUGACUGUGUUGAAUGACCCAGUGACUGCACAGUACACCCACACUCUGACUGUGGCUGGGAGACAGGGAGGACUGUACAACUGUACUGUAAGCAAUAAUAAACCAUCUAUGGUCUCUGGAACGUUGACUGUGAGAGUUGCCUCAGCUCCUACUAAUCUGAUGUUUGAGGUUCAAAAUGAUGGUACUAGUGUCCUACUGACCUGGACCCCACCUGAUCCACUGGGAGACACCACUGGCUACACCAUUUCCUACACUGGAGGAGGCAGCAGUCGUAGUGUAGAUGUCAGUAGUGGCGAUACCAACAGCUACACUCUGACUGGUCUUAUAAGAGGGGAGAUGUAUGACAUAUCUAUUGUAGGC
Geodia barretti is the source of this 696-nucleotide messenger RNA. The record is from the annotation of a GenBank genome assembly. Lineage: Eukaryota; Metazoa; Porifera; Demospongiae; Tetractinellida; Geodiidae.